AUGAAUGAGAAAGCACUCAAGAAGGAGCUUGAGGCAUGUAUCGUUCAAUUGCAGGAGAUCGCAAACGUUGAAUCCGCAGAAGCAAUUUCCGGAUUUGAGGGAACCAUCGAAAGAAACUAUAAAAAGCUAGAAGAACUUAAGACAAAAUUCAUUCUUAAGAAUGGAGAUGAGGAUAGAGAUAGAGCCAUGGACGUUUUAGAUCAAUUCGACGAAAAGCUAUCAGCGCUUGAGACAGUGGUGGAAUACCACGAAAAGUUGGCGGACGAAAUUGAUGAAGUUCUUCGAGAAUUUAAAGUUAAAAAGGAAUUGGCUGAGAACCGGCUUUCGCGCGGACGCAUUGUGUGA
Molecule: messenger RNA, 345 nt
Organism: Lachancea mirantina
Lineage: Eukaryota; Fungi; Ascomycota; Saccharomycetes; Saccharomycetales; Saccharomycetaceae
Source: the annotation of a GenBank genome assembly